Molecule: messenger RNA, 495 nt
Organism: Dentiscutata erythropus
Lineage: Eukaryota; Fungi; Glomeromycota; Glomeromycetes; Diversisporales; Gigasporaceae
Source: the annotation of a GenBank genome assembly
AUGAGAACGUCAACUUUCCUUCUACUCGUAAUAAUAUUUUUAACAAUCAACAUACAUUAUUCAAUCGUUGAGAUUCAAGCAUUUGAAAAUUCUGUUGAAAUAUAUUCACCUACUCAAGGUUGGUACCCUAUUGGUUCAGAUUUAUGUAUAAAAUGGAGUUUUAUUGGGUAUGAUGGAAAUACCAAAGCUUACGUACAGUUAUGGCGAAUACCUCCAGGCUCAAAUGCUAAGUUAGUCUGGAAUGUUUCAGCUUUACUUUAUUUUGAUAAUAUUUGCUUCACCGUCACUUCAAAUUGGUCCGAGAAUGAUACAUUUUAUAUAAACGUCGUACCAAAAAAUCAUCCUAAGCAGGAAUUUCAUUCAGAUACUUUCAUGAUUUAUAAAACAUUGACAGCAGCCGCCAGCUUGAGUGCAAUGCCAGCAGCCACCACCUAUACAACCACCUUGUUGAUCAUGGUUGUAUCCUGGCAGUACUACGAUACUACUAAACGUUGA